Messenger RNA from Nicotiana tabacum (common tobacco), 402 nucleotides. Lineage: Eukaryota; Viridiplantae; Streptophyta; Magnoliopsida; Solanales; Solanaceae. The record is from RefSeq and is a predicted model, not a curated record.
AUGCAGGCAGGUUUGGGAGGAGUAUUCAGGAGUAGCAACGGGACAUGGGUGGCAGGAUUUCAAAAUAAUACUCACGCUGCCAACGCUCUACAAGCUGAGACACUUGCCAUACAAGAGGGACUGAAGCUAGCCAUGGACCUCAACCUAUUUCCACUACAAAUUGAAUCAUACGCAACAGAAGCAGUGAAACUACUACUUUCGGAAUCAAACGUUUCUAACCCUAUCUUUCUUUAUUACAGGUCAUUCAUUCUCCAAGGGAGGGAAAUGCUCAUUAGACAUAAUUUCCGCCAAGGAAAUGCUACUGCACACCUGUUAGCAAAGGAAGCAAUGAAGCUGCCUAUCCUUGACAAAGCUUAUCGACUAGCAAGUCCACCUUUUUUUUGUAAUGCAACAAUUAAGUAA